Pogonomyrmex barbatus (red harvester ant) is the source of this 868-nucleotide messenger RNA. It is a transcript of the gene DENR, whose product is annotated as density-regulated protein. The record is from RefSeq and is a predicted model, not a curated record. Gene Ontology annotation, biological process: formation of translation preinitiation complex; translation reinitiation. NCBI's taxonomy places the organism in Eukaryota, Metazoa, Arthropoda, Insecta, Hymenoptera, Formicidae. Gene Ontology annotation, molecular function: translation initiation factor activity; mRNA binding.
AUUUUAAAAAUCGAUCUUAGGCUCUACGUUCCUGGCAGAUGUUCUAACCUAAUGGUGCGGGUGGUGCAGUACAUUUGUCGAUAGUGUUUGUAUGUACAUGUGAAAAAAAAAACAUUACAUUCCUAAAAGAAUUGGCGUGGCACGAAGAAAAAUUUUCGAAACGAUUUUGUCCUUGAGAUUUUUCCCGACUAGACUGUGAGUAAGGUUAGACGCCACAAAGAUGUCAGCGGAGGAGCAACCGGAGUUUCGAUUGGGACCGGAUCCUAAUGUCACUUAUCCUAUUCGGGUCCAAUAUUGCGGAAAUUGUUCGCUACCGAUCGAGUACUGUGAAUACUAUCCAGAAUAUGACAAAUGCAAACAAUGGCUGGAAAGGAAUUUGCCUACUGAAUUUGAGAAGAUAAAAUUAGCUACAGAAGAUGGCUCUGCUGAAGUUGGCACAGGAGAGGACGAGAAGAAACGACAGAAACGUGGUGGUAAAGGUAUGUUGAAAACCAAGAAGAAGGAAGAUAUACCACGGUUGGUGACUGUUUCCAGGGCACCCAGAGGAAAAAAGAAAUCCGUCACAGUUGUGACUGGCCUCAGUACUUUUGAUAUUGAUUUGAAGGUAGCAGCGAAAUUUUUCGGUAGUAAGUUUGCCUGUGGAUCUAGUGUAACUGGAGAUGAUGAAAUUGUUAUACAAGGAGAUGUCAAGGAUGAUUUAUUCGAAGUGAUACCUGAGAAAUGGCCACAAAUUGAUGAAGACUCUAUAGAUGAUCUUGGGGAUCAAAAGAGAUAAUAAGGCUAUUCAUAUUGCGCACAUACAGUAAUUUAAUUAUACAAUUUCCAGUCAUGUUUCAUUAUAAAUAAAAUGUACAUACGUAAAAUAUAU